Molecule: messenger RNA, 10900 nt
Organism: Electrophorus electricus (electric eel)
Lineage: Eukaryota; Metazoa; Chordata; Actinopteri; Gymnotiformes; Gymnotidae
Gene: crybg1a
Product: crystallin beta-gamma domain containing 1a
Source: RefSeq, a predicted model, not a curated record
UUCAGGUUUGUGACGGGUCUGGAUACUCGCGCCUCUGCCUUGCCAGGGGUCCGCAUCUCGCUCUCAGACACUGGCUGCCCGCACUCGGAGUCAUGAGCUUGUCCAAGGCUUCCAAAUUUAGGAAACUUUUCCUAAAAAAGUCACAGGAAAAGGAGAACAGAGAGGCGGACACGUGCCAGGGCUCCCGGGCGACUUCACCGAGUUACAAGCGCGAAGGUUCAGAACCGAGCCCAGAGGCGCGCGGCUCGACGGACACUGCAUCCUGCCGGGACUCCGUGACCACGAGCCCGAGUCACAAAAAGAAACGGAGAUUCGGCUCGUGGCGCUCCAAAAAGAAAUCUCCUAAGGAAACGCGAGACCGUCUUUUUUUCCACAGCACCGAAGAGUAUGAUACCGUAUCUUGCGAAGUGAGCUUCGACCAGCUGAGCAUCCAAACGGAGGACAACAUGAUUCUUCCGUCCGAGGCGACGUCUGUGAUCAGCCUGGAUCUGAGCAGCUCUACCCCAACCUCCCCUUCCCAGAGACACAAGAAGAAUUCGGAGAGCGUGCUGAACCGUGUUGCAACAUUCUUCAUAAGAAAACGAAAGAGUACAACCGAUUCUGAAGAAACGAAUGAAAAUGUGCCCCAGGAGAACAAACCCUGCCAGCACCUGACACCUGCGAGCCGGACGGCGUUACCUGGUAGGUUGGACAGAGACGAGGUGUUUGAUCCAGAGGUUGAACUCCAGAGGGGUCACAGUGCUGCCUCUCUCGUUGAGGACGGAGGAGACCUGCCGUUUGCUGACAGCGGCAGCAGCGGGCGAGGGAGCGUCAAGGAGCUGGUGGUGGUACGGCGGGUGAGCCGACUGGAGAACGGAGAGGACCUGGUGACCCGGCGGGAGUGUGGAGAGACCCCAGACAGCCAGCAUCUGUUGGCCGAGGCCAGCAGGAAACUCCGGGUGUUCCUGGAAGAGACCAGCGUGACAGAGGCAGACGGCGAGGGCCUGAUCACACAGACGACACUGAAAUGUGCCGAGCUUCCCUUGAAGAGCAAGUCUGAACCCAAUUCCCCAUCCCCCAAAGGGGGGACGGAAAUUAAAAGGAGUGUUUUAAAUCCCGUCUUCGUGGGCAAAGGGAAUUGCGCUGCCCUGACAGGGGUGACACUCUCUCAGUCCGGAAACGAGUCAAAUUCAGAGAGCUCCUCGGAGCAGGGCGACGGCAACGUCAUGGGGAGGAGGAAUUCAAGUCGCCGGCGAUCACGCAAGUGGAGCGAUGGCUCUCGGGAGUUUGUCAGCCCCACCAAAGCCUCGCCCCCUGACCCCGAGGAGGUGUUCUCACCAACCUUGCCCUCACCUGUGCAGCUGCACAGAGCCGUGUGGGUGGAGACACACCUGGAGGAAGACAGCGAGAGCCCUGUGGACACCCCUCCUGCUCAGGGGACGCCAGUGCCAGGAAGCCAGAGCCCGUGCUUUCCCCAACCAGGACACGAAAGCACCGCUGCCCCCGUGUCUCGGCUAGCUACAGCCUCGGAGGUGAAACUUCCCGUUCCCAGCACUGGCGCUCCAGAGCCUGUGAGCUGCGAGGACGCUGAGCAAAAGGAUCUCGUUUCGGUGGAGGUCAAAGCUGAGAAGCGCAAGAGCGUGAAGCUGUCCAAGCGCGAGAAGGUCUUCGCCAAGAAGGUGUGGGUCGACUCACCGGGUUCUUACAAGGAAGCAGAAACCGGACCGGGAACAAACUUGGAUGUAGCAGUCCGGGUACAGCAGAAAUCCGAAGUGAAAAUUCGGCCAAACCUCAAGAAUGUUGGAGUGGAAAACAAGCAGCCCACCCAGCAGUCGUCCGACCUUCUAGGAGAGAGAAGCGACGUGCCUGGUGCAAAAUGGAAGCUUGAAGACAAUGUAGAGGGGCCCUUGGAGCUGUCUGAUAAUAUCACAGACACAGAAAAGGCAACAGAAAUGUCUGGAUACAGAGGUCAGCUCAGGACAGCGGGCUCAGCCGGUAACAGUCGGCAGAGCUCCGUCACGGUGUCCAGGCGCGAGGAAAGAGCUGGCAGUGAUCCAAGCACAGGGACUGCUGGAAAGAGCUCGGCGCCACUGGUGGCGCCUAAGACCAAAGCAGCCAUGAGUCGAGCCAUGAUUUACACCGAGGCCACGAAGGAAGAAAACACAAGAAAAGCAGCACAAACUGGCACAGAGAACAAAUGGAGCAAAUCGCAGACGACUAGGGAGCAGCCUGCUGCAUCCCUUAAACCCUCUGAGAAGACAAAAAUCCCCAAAAAGACUGCCCCUGAGGUCCUGCCGAAGCCAAAGAAAACAGCAGAGACAUGCACGUCACCCGACACGGCAGUCUGCUCUCCACUUCAGACACGUGAGACGACUCCAAGUGAAGGAGGAACGUACAGCUCACGUAACGCCGUCACAAAACCUCAGCCAUCGCCACCAGCCGGUAAAAGUGAAACCAGAUCACCAUUUAGGAAUGAGCCAAGUGUGGCCACUCCAGGAGUGGCACAAAAGAGUCCACCCACAAAAGAGCAUGAGCCAAAGAGAAGAAGACAAUUGUUGUCUCUGAACACUGAGGACAAAACUGAGCAGUCCGCAUCGUCACCUACUGAUGAUGCAAGUUCAGCAGAACCUAAAGAUUUGAGCGUCUUUAAAGAAGGUGUAAAGUCAAAAACACAACCACUUACUGCUCCUGAAAGACAUCAAGGAACCAAGAGUAAGUUGGUGAAAGUCUCAGAACAGACGUUGCCUUUGGGCAAAAAGGCAGCUGACUUUAAGCUCAAACUGACGGAGUCAGUCAGCAAAAGUUCUAAACCUAUUGGAAAAACUGAAACUGUCAACAUGCCUCCCACUCCUACAGACACAGAGCAACCAGAUAAAAUUAGCAUGAAGCAGAAAGUGACAUCUGAAACCUCAAUCAUCAGAUCAAGGAGUCCAAGAAAACAGAAGUCUGAUACAUCACCAACAGGAAGCAAGCUUCCUCGUUUUGCCCUGCCCACUGUUUUAAAACAGCCCUCAGAGGAAGAAGCUGACUAUGGCGAAUGUGAGUCACUAAGGCAACCCUUACAAACUGAUGCCAGACCGGAGAAGGAUGAUUCAUCAUCGUGCAACGGUCCUCUGAGCCCUGGUAAAUCGGCUGUGUGUGACCAGGCUGUGGUGAAGCUCUCAACAGAGCCCAAAGCCAAAAGGCCCGGGAAAGAACUGGGGGAUUUUCCAAAGGCAUGUAGCAGUAUUCCCUCGCCACGUCUUAGAAGUCCUACUAAACCAAGACCCCAAAAAGAGAUGGAAAAAGUGAAAGGGGAACACUCUGCAGACUCACAGUCUCCUUCUCAAGUGUCGGAACAGAACAUGAACUUGGCAGGAGAGAUGCGGAGUGUGUGUGUGGAGACCACGAAGCGUACGACACACCUGCAAGAUGUGCCUCAAGAACCUGAAGAGAAUAAAGACAGGGCCAGAGAGACACAGAGUGUGAGCGUUCGAUCCGUAAAGCGCACUGCGCACACACAAACUUCAGCACAACCGGAAGUUGACAAGCCCAUAGAACAUACUACAGAUGUUAAGACUUCAAGUCAAGCAUCAGAACAAGAAACGUACAAAGUGAAAAUUGUGAGUUAUAAGACCAGAGAUCAGACUGCAGAACUGAAAUCUCCAACUCGAGCAUCUGAACAGGAACUGGACAAAGACGAAGACAUGCAGGACGUGAUUAUGAAGUCCACGGGACAUGCUACUGAUGUUAAGACUUCAACUCAAGUAUCUGAAAAGGAAAUGGAAAAUGUUAGCUAUAAGACUGUGGUGCACACUGCAGAACUGAAAACUCCAGCUAGACUCUUUGAGAAAACAGACAAGCCUGAAAAGAUGCAGCGUGUGAGUAAUAGGACCACAGGCCUCACCGCAGACAUGAACAGUCCUUGUGAAACAUCUAAACUGAGUGAAGCCGGUCAGAGUGGAGGUAAGAGGAGAGCUGCACAUACUGCAAAUGUGAAAACUGCUCCCAAGGUGUCCGAACAGAAAGCGAAUAAAUACAAAGAGAAGCAGACUGUGUCUGUGAAGGUCUCUGAACCGACUGGUGACUUCAAGACUUCAAUAAGUGAUGACAGUGUGAGUGGAGGUACUAAGAGCAUAGAACACACUGUAGAUUUGAAGACUCCACCUCAGGUGUCCGAACAGAAAGUGGAUAAAGUUGAAGAGAAGCAGUCUGUGUCUGUGAAGGUCUCUGAACCUACUGGUGACUUCAAGACUCCACCACAGACAUGUAAAACUGGAAUAAAUAAAUGCAGGGACACGCAGACUGUGGAGAAUAAGACCACAAAUGCUACGGCUGAUGUAAAGACUUCACCUGAGGUAUUCAAACAGAAGGUGGAAGGAGGCAAUGAAAUACAAAACCUGAAAAAGAAAACAGUAGCUCAUUCUGCAGAUCUCAAGACUCCUCUUAAAACAUCUGAAGAGGAAAUAAGUGAAGAUGGUGUGAGUGGAGGCACUAAGAGCAUAGAACACACGGUAGAUUUGAAGACUGCACCCAAGGUGUCCGAACAGAAGGUGGAUAAAGUUAAUGAAAAGCAGAGUGUGUCUGUGAAAACCACUGAACACACUACUGACUUGAAGACUCCACGACAGACAUGUGAGCCUGAAAUAAGUGAACAUGAAGAGCAGAAUGUGGAGGAUAAGACCACAGAUGGUGCUGCUGAGGUAAAAGCUUCACCUGAGGUGCGUGAACAGAAAGAGAACACAGUUGGACAGGAACAGAGUGUGACUGUUUUGACCAUAGCUUCCACACCGGAUGAGAGCAUGGUUGGUAACUCAAUACAAGCUCAAUCUGAAGCGACUGGUGUAGAAUUAUCUGGCUAUGGUGAAUCCAAACCAGCACCAGAAGCAAACGACUCUCAAAUGAUUAAAUCAGAUAUAGACAUCUCGACUGAUGGCACUAGUCAAUGCUUAGCUGGUAAGCCCAAAGCAAAACUAGAUAUGUACAGUGAAGGAAGUCUUUCAGGAAGAGAUGUUAAACAUAAGGAUGAAAGCACUCCCGCAAAAAUAGAUGAAAUGUCAAUCAUGCCACCAGACAUGGAAAAGAAAAGCACUGAGAAGACUGACAGACCACAGCAAGCAACUUUGUCACUCAUACCAGAGAACAUGUCAAAGACCUCACAGGUAUCUGAGAGGGAAAAACUAAAAAUAAAUAUGGUUAAUGGUAUUGCAGUAACUACAGAAACCCCAUCAGAGACCAGAUUGGUUCAGGCAGAGGAAGUAAUUCAUGUGGAGACAAAAGUUGAUACUUUUGAUGGAUAUAGCAAAGAUGAGCCAAUAGUAUUAGAGAAACCAUCAGAUACAAAAGUACCAGACACAGUUUGUGAUGCAGUGAAGUCACGUGUCCCAGAACAAAAGAAGGAUGACUUCAGUAUGAAGAAGCCAGAUAGCGAGAUGAUUAAGUUCAUAACCAAAGAGCAAAGUCUUCAAAGUGGAAUCCUUGCUUCUGACCAGAAACCUGUACUGCAUAAAGUCACUGACCAAGCCAAAGACACAGACCAGGUCACUGUCCAUGUAGAGAAGCGGAGUGAAGUUAUCCAAAAAAGCACCACAGACAGCUUGAAGACUCCAUCACAGACAUGUGAGCUUGAAAUAAGUGAAUGUAAAGAGAAGCAGACUGUGGAGAAUAAGACCACAGUUGAUACUGCUGAUGUAAAGCCCUCACCUGAGAUAUCCAAACAGAAGGUGGAUAAAGUUGAAGGAAAGCAGUGUGUGCCUGUGAAGGUCUCUGAACCUACUGGUGACUUCAAGACUCUACCCCAAACAUUUGAGCCUGAAAUAAGUGAACGUAAAGAGAAGCAAACUGUGGAGAAUAAGAAGACAGAUGCUACUGCCAAUGUAAAGGCUUCACCUAAUGUGUGUGAACAGAAAGUGAACCAAUUUGCUGAAAUGACAAGCACUGGUAUAAAGACCAUAGUUCAUAUGGCAGAUAUGAAGACUCCAACUCAGAUGUCUGAACCAAGAAUGGACAAGGCAGAAGAGCAGCAAUGCAUGAGUAAGACCAGUAAACCUACUACAAACCUAAAAACUAAAGCACCUAAACAGGAAAUGGGCAAUGCUGAAGAUGUGCAGGACGCGAGUGUUAAGAGCAUAGACAAUAGUGUAGGCUUAAGUACUUCACAACAGGUGCGCGAACAGAAAGAGAACACAGUUGGACAGGAACAGAGUGUGACUGUUUUGACCAUAGCUUCCACACCGGAUGAGAGCAUGGUUGGUAACUCAAUACAAGCUCUCUCUGAAGCGACUGGUGUAGAAUUAUCUGGCUAUGGUGAAUCCAAACCAGCACCAGAAGCAAACGACUCUCAAAUGAUUAAAUCAGAUAUAGACAUCUCGACUGAUGGCACUAGUCAAUGCUUAGCUGGUAAGCCCAAAGCAAAACUAAAUAUGUACAGUGAAGGAAGUCUUUCAGGAAGAGAUGUUAAACAUAAGGAUGAAAGCACUCCUGCAAAAAUAGAUGAAAUGUCAAUCAUGCCAGUAGACCUCAAAAAAAUGACAGACAUUGAAAUGAAAAGCACUGAGAGACCACAUAGCAAAGAUGAACCAAAGGUAUUAGAGAAGCCAUCAGAUGCAAAAGUAGCAGACACAGUUUGUGAUGAAAUGAAAUCACAUGUCCCAGAACAAAAGAAGGAUGACUUCAGCAUGAAGAAGCCAGAUAGCGAGAUGAUUAAGUUCAUAACCAAAGAGCAAAGUCUUCAAAGUGGAAUCCUUGCUUCUGACCAGAAACCUGUACUGCAUAAAGUCACUGACCAAGCCAAAGACACAGACCAGGUCACUGUCCAUGUAGAGAAGCAGGGUGAAGUUCUGCAAAAAAGUACCACCGACAGCAUGAAAAUCAACCAGAAGCACAAAGCCAGCCUGCCAAAAUCUCAGGAUAAGAACACUGGGUUAGUAUUUGAAAAAACACCACCACUGACUAGUACAUUUCAGCAUAUUACAUCCCAGGACCUGCCACUGUCAUCCAAAAAACUCUCAAAGAUUAAGGAGUCUCCAUCUAGUUGGCUAGACGUCGAUCAAGGAUUUGAGAAGAAGCAAAGUAAGAUUGAGAGGAAUCUGGACUGCUCAGCAAGUGAUGAUGGCCUCCUGGACACGUCUGAUGAUUCGGAGGACUUCAUACGCAACAUUAGAGAACUCUGCUCCCCUUUCUCUCUCCCUCCCAAAAAACAUGGCCAAAACAGAAUGCUGACACCCCCUUUCACCCUGCCAGCCAUUAAAGAAGAUCACUUUGAGAAGACCUUUGAUCCAGAGGAGUUCAAAUUUGGAAUACGGAAGAACAAGGGCCCAAAAGAUCCAUCUCCGGCCAUGUUGAUCAAAAGGAAAAAUGAGGAGGCGAGGAGUAAACAGACCCCCAAACGCAUUGGGACUGAAGAUAGUAUCCUCUUCAAAGCCCUUUCUACUCAAAGAAAGGAAAAAGAUGAAGGUAAAAAGAGUGCCGAGGACAAGCCAGAUGGGGAAGAUGGCAACACGGAAGAAGGUUCCGUAAAGUUUUCUUCCCGGUUAGGGAGAAUGGCCAUCCUGUCGAACCUCAUGAGCACCACUAAGACCAAAUCUAAAGCCCAACCUGAGCCUGAGGCAGUUAAAAAUGAAACCGUAUCAACCACUACACCUUCCCAGCAAGCUCCAAAGUCAGAGGAAAAGGGUGCAGUGAUGCCUUGUGAACCUGUCAUGCUGUCAGGAGGGGCAGAAGAGAACUCGAUGGAUCAGGGACCACUUAAGGAUGGACCUGGUGCUUCAGAAAAGAGCCCCUCCAUUUCUCCUCCCAUUGCCAACUUUUCUGAAAUCAAACUUCCUGAUAUCCUGGAGAAGUACUUAAAGAAAGACAAGGAAGGCAGUCCAGUUAGCUCACAGAGCCUGGAAACACCUUCCCUAAUACCUGUAGUGGAAGUGGACAUGACGUCUGGGCUUUCAGAAGUGAAUACAGGGCCAAAGAACAUUCAUAAGAUACCGGGGCUCCCGGGACUAGAUUCUGAGACAAAACCUGCGACACCUCAAACCCAACUAACCUCACCUACACAGACACAGAUAACAGCAAUAAGAGGUUUUCACAAACGCCCUGGAAAGCUUGUCAUCUUCCAGCAAGCCGAGUUUGGAGGACAAGCGUACGAGGUGUUCAGGGACGUAGAAGACGCCUCCUCCUUACAGCUCGCCCCUGUAAUUUCCCUCAAGGUCAUCAGAGGAUGCUGGGUGCUUUAUGAGAAGCCAGGAUUCCUGGGCCGGUGCAUUGCUCUGGAAGAAGGGCCAAUAGAAGUGGCAAAUGAGUGGGCAGAGAUGGAACCUGGUCAGGAAGUGGGACCAAACGGGUUGCCAUUGCCCACCGCACCCAUGGUGAUCGGGUCCAUUCGACUGGCUGUGAGGGACUACAGCAUCCCUAAGAUAGACCUCUUUGCGGAGUCUCAGGGAAUGGGACGCGUGUCCUCGUUCUGUGAUGACACCAUUGAGGUGUGUGCGUAUGGAAUUCCCCAGAGUACCGGCUCCAUCAAAGUCCAUUCCGGAGUUUGGCAGGUGUUCAGCGAUCCAGGCUUCCAUGGUCUGCUGGUGGUGUUGGAGGUAGGAGAGUACCCCUGCCCGGAGUCCUGGGGCUUCCCUGCCCCCUUUGUUGGAUCACUGCGGCCACUCAAAAUGGGUGGGAUAAAGGUGGAGAAUCCUUACGAGGUCAAGGCACUGUUGUAUGAGCAGCCUCUGUUUCAGGGCAUGUGUGUGGAGCUUGAUGGAGAUGUGUGUGAGAUCAAAGAGCUCGAGGGACUUGAGGAGCCCAAGGAGAAUGUGAACGAGACCCGGACCGAGAGCACAGCCCCCACCUCAACUGCCCACGCCACAAAACUGCCCUCUGUGGGGUCUCUGAGGAUAUUGAGUGGCCUCUGGGUGGGCUACUCUGAGCCAUACUUCGAGGGCCGCCAAUAUGUGCUGGAGGAGGGCGAGUAUGUCGACUGCUCCGAUUGGUCAGGAUCUGGGGACUUCCUGCGUUCCAUUUGCCCUGUAAACUCGGAGUUUACGUCUCCAAACAUAAAACUCUUCAGCGAACCGGAGUUCGCAGAGAGGAGUCUGAGUGUGGAUCUCCUGGGGCCGGUACUGGCCUUUCAGGACGUCAACUACGGGACCAAGACCCAGUCGGUAGAAGUCCUGUCUGGAGUAUGGGUGGCCUUUGAAAACGCAUCAUUUUCCGGGGAGCUGUAUGUCCUGGAAAAAGGGCUCUAUGGAAGCCCAGAGGACUGGGGUGCUCACAACUACAAGAUCUCCUCCAUCCAGCCAGUAUUCUUGGAACAUGUGGGAGGGCUUCCCAGGUUUAAGGUUCAGUUGUUCUCUGAGCCAGGAUUCCAGGGAGAGUGUAAAGUUCUCGAGGAGAGCGUGGCGUUUCUGCCAGACAGCUUCCGCCCUCUGUCGUGUAAAGUCAUCGCUGGAAACUGGGUGGCAUUUGAGGGGCCUCAGUUCACUGAGAAUAUGUACGUGUUGGAGGAAGGAGAGUACAGCCAGCCUGAGGCCAUGGGCUACCGCGGGCUGGACUGUACCAUCCGCUCUCUACAUGCCUUAGGACACGAGUUCUCUCUUCCCUCGCUCACUCUUUUCUGCAAGCUGAGCUUCAGGGGCCGUAAAAUAGUGAUGACAGCUGGAUCCAUGAGCCUAUCACUGUCAGGCAUGGAUGGCCGAGUCCGUUCCCUAUUGGUGAACGGAGGAAUAUGGGUGCUGUAUGAAGGAAAGAAUUUCCAUGGUCGCCAGAUCUUACUCCAGCCCAGUGAAAUUGGGGACUGGCAGAAAUUCAGUGGCUGGGAACAGAUUGGAUCUGUGCGCCCAUUACAACAGAAGCCUGUGUAUUUGCGCUUACGCAGUGCAGAGACAGGCUCUGUGGUCUCUCUCUCCGGGCCGCUGGACGACAUUAAGCUGCUCAGAGUACAAGUGCAGGAGGAGAAUGGUGGAGAUGAGCAGAUCUGGCUCUACCACAACGGACUCCUGCACAGCAAGAUGGUUGAGGACUGUUGCCUAGCAACGGGCCCUAUGCUGUUAGCGGGCAGCCGCCUGACUCUCUCUCCUGAGGCCAUCAACGAAACUCAGUUCUGGAACAUCACAGCAGAUGGUCGCAUUCGCUCCAACCUGAAGCCUGACCUAGUGCUGGAGGUCAAAGGUGGUCAGCAGUAUGAUAAAAACCAGGUGAUUGUGAACACGUUUGAUGAGACAAAGUCCAACCAGAGGUGGACGGUGGAAAUAGUCUGAUAGACGUGUAACUGACUGGCCUCAGAACCAGCGGCCACGCUGACAGGAACCUCCUUGAAGCAGUUCCUGCAGGAUUACAAAACUCUGAAGUGUGAGCCAUUUGAGGACGUCCCGUGAAGAUCUCCAGCAAGGGCUUAAAGACUGAGGAAAGACCAGCCAGCCGGCUGCUUUCUUCACUGGACUGUUCAAGGUUUUGCAGGCUUAAGUAUUAAAGCGUCUACUAGAGUCGGAGGUACAUGGAGAUCCUUACAGAAGUAUUUCCAACAUGGGAUGCAAAGACUUUGCUAGUUAUAGCAUGAAUGUGCUCUGUUUAAGUUGGAUAAUUCCCUAAGCAACGUCAUUUUUUUAAAAAAGGCAAGAAGUCCUGCAGUAAACGUCACAUCUAUAAUAGCACAAGAUGACCACUGGUGGCACUCUAACACCACCCUGUGUGUGUGUGGGCUUGUAAGGACUGGUGCGUUACUACAAAACACACGAGUAAAUGAACAAUAAGCAGUCAUGUACACACCCCAGUGUGUCAGUGUUAUAAGACGGUAUGUAUAAAACUUCUCUUCUGUGUCUUUUAUAAAGUGCCUUACGUUAUUUAGCUUCUUACACUCCACGGUUUACUUCAGAAUAUGGAAAUGACUUGUCUGUUGUAUAUUUCUAAAUCUGUAAAGACAACUGUUACAUUUUAUUAUGAAUAAAAUGUUUUAUUUUCC